GAAUUGGUUGAUGCAGAAACGCACUCUGGCAACACUCGGGCAUUAUGGCGUCCUCGGCAAUUUCAAACAUUUAAAAUGUUUUGAAUAAUAUCGAAUUUCAGAAGUUUCGUAGGUUUUAAAAGUCUCUUGAAGCGAAAUGCUACCGUACAAACUGGUGUGGUAGCUGAACAAAGGGUAAAUUACCUCUAUGUAUCUUUGAAUUCCCAAAGCUGAUGGCACCGUAGAAAUGCGAUUCUAAAGUUCAGCUUUGGGAACCAAGUCAACCAAGUCGGCAAAGUUACGUAUCACCCCGCUACCUGGCUUAGGGUCGGGUAUGAACGCGGCCGUCUCGAAGAUGAAAAUACCCGACUUCAGUGGUCCGUCCUACAAGAGGAAACCGUGGAUUCCACCACCCGCCUUGACGUCCAAGGAAGACCGAGAGGAGAUUUCGAAAACCGGGAGGGUGACAAAAAAGGCUCCCCACCGACCCUUGUCACCCGAGUACCCGAGAGGCACGGCGAUCCCGCUGCACCCUUACGACAGCGCCUGGCUCACGGACGGCGUAGCAGCUCCGUCUACGUCGUCGUCCGGCAGUUCCCAGCCUUUCAUCUCUCGGUUCGCGCACCCCGACCGUGCGAAGGAUCGUGCGGAAAGUGCUAGAGAGCUCCGGGACUCCUCCACGUGGACGGAGAACAGAAAUCGGGCGACGGAAACCCAGACAGACAUCAACCACAAGGACUCCAAGAUGGAGCAGUUGCAGCACGAAGUGGCGGGCCUGAGGGGAGCAUUGGAAGUAGAGAAGCUGACCCACGUGGUUGCCCAUUUUGAAGUGGAGUGCCAGGACUUUGAGAAGUCCCUGCAAGAGAAGGAGCUCAUGAUGAAACAGUCUAGGCAGUCUCUGAGUGCCAUGCUUGCCCACCUUGAUGCACUAAAGGCCACGCUGUCCAUAGCCAAGAACAGCACAGAGACCGCCCUUGAAGCGAAGCAUCACAGAGAUGUUCAGCAUCGCACGAGUUUCCUAAAGGAGAAGGCAGCAGAGCUGCGUGGCGUGAUCUCAGCCAUUAGAGACAACGGCGAUGAUUCAGCACUGAACUUUGCCUCGGGCACCGUUCCCCGCAUCUGGGAGCAGCUGGUGAAGGUGCUGUCCAGAAUGGAGGAGGACCGACUGACAUCCUCGCAUGAAGACUUGGUCAGGCACCUACAUCAAAGCCUUAAAGACAAGGAGGAGCACAUGGUACAACUCGAACGGGAUUUGGCUUACUACAAGAAAAGAGAAGAGCAGGAGAAAGAGCGCCAGGACCGUUGCUUAGACACCAUUGAAGAGAUGCAGAGAAAGCACCGUGAAGACAGGGACGCCCUGAAGAAAAGUUCAAAGGCUUUCAGUCGUAAGGUAGCGAAGUACGAAGAAUCGUUACAAAGCAUCUCACUCGUUUUAAAUCAGAAGGAGAAGGAGCUUGGUCAGCUGACCAGAGAGCGAGACGACAUGCGCGCGAUGGUCGAGAGGAUGACGCUGGACAAAGCAGACAUGGAGCGAGCACUGGCGACAGUCAAAAGGAAGCUGGUUGACCUGGAGCCACUCAUUCUGAACCCAACGGGGGACGCUGAAGUCAAGCUUUUAAAACUGGAGCUGAGUAGGUGUAAGAGUGAGAUGGAGCGGCUUCGUCAGCGUGCCUCAACCCCUCACAGCGCAGACUUGUGUGCCAUCAGUCGCCAGCUGCAGAUGCUGAAGAACGAGCUGAAGAAGAGCAAGGACCCGAGUUCACGCCAGCUGGUUGGCGCCGCUGAAAAGCUCGAAAGGGACAUCUGGAAUCUUAAUCCGGUAGAAGGCGAUCCUCUUUACCGUCAGCCCAAGGAACGGCCACAAGAAAAAGAAAGGAUACCGUCGCAUGUUGCCACCGAAGGGAGGGAUCAUGUGCACAGUGCCCUGUACCGGAGACCUGGCGACGACGACGACAAGGAGAAGCUGCAGUUGAUUGCCGAGAAUCAAGAGCUGCGUGAGAAGUUGAACAGGGAGAUUGCAAGCAACCGAAACCUGUCUUCCUACAUCACUACACUACGCAGGAGUUACGCAGCUGUGUUUCGCGAAUCGCCCGAAUCUUCAGCGAGGCACUCUCUCUACGAGGAUGACGACCCCAAUGUUACCUCUCCACAUGGCUCUUAACGUUUUUUCUGAACCUUGUCUUUUUUUUUUUUUUGAUUUUUAUAAUUGGACGAUUAGCAAACAAGUGCUGAGCUAAGAUCGAGAUGAGCAUGUUUUUGAAGUACACUGCUGAAAAAUGUUCGAAGUAGGGAUGGAAUGGACAGUCCAUUUUUUGUGAUAGUAUAUCAUAGUGUCUCUGAAUGCGCUUUCUUUACUUUAGAACAGUGCUG
Molecule: messenger RNA, 2349 nt
Organism: Ixodes scapularis (black-legged tick)
Lineage: Eukaryota; Metazoa; Arthropoda; Arachnida; Ixodida; Ixodidae
Product: protein Daple
Exons: 15
Coding region: 314-2140 (608 amino acids)
Source: RefSeq, a predicted model, not a curated record